Molecule: messenger RNA, 1470 nt
Organism: Fusarium keratoplasticum
Lineage: Eukaryota; Fungi; Ascomycota; Sordariomycetes; Hypocreales; Nectriaceae
Exons: 2
Coding region: 1-1470 (489 amino acids)
Biological process (GO): regulation of mRNA stability
Cellular component (GO): cytoplasm; nucleus
Molecular function (GO): poly(A) binding
Source: RefSeq, a predicted model, not a curated record
AUGCCUGUCGAAGUCAGCCUCAACACGCCCCUGGCGGAGGCUCUCAAUGCCGCUAUCCAGCCCAAGCUCGUCGAGGUUGGAUGGGGAACCGGUGGCGCUGAUGAUUCCGCCCUGGCCGAGUACAUCAUCCUGAUGCUGGUCAACGGAAAGACCCAGGACGAGAUUGCCUCUGAGCUUUCUGGCGAUCUCCUGAACCUUGGACCCGACGACCCCAGCACUCGCGACUUCUCCCAGUGGCUAUUCCAACAGAUCGAUGCCCUGAGCUCUCCAGCCAACGGCGGUAGCUCAAUGCCUGACGCUUCCCAAGAAGGCGCAGGUGCCGGCGACAUGGAUACCGACAUGAAUGCCGGAGAUGUAUCAGAGUUGAAUGCACCAACCGGUCCCCGUUCAAUGCGAAACGGAAAUCAACGAGGUGGACGGGAUAAGCGCAUGUUUGGCCAGAUUAACAAGGCUAUGGACCGUACUGGCGACGCUGCUCUUCAUCGUGUUAGAGGCCAGACGGGCGGUGAACGCAUCAACACCCACGGCCGCAACCCCCCGACCGGUCCCAGGACAGGCCGAGGUGGUAUGGGCCGUAACAACAACAACCGCGCCGCCAACCUCCAAGCAGGCUUGAACGCCAUGGCCGCUGGCGGACCCCAGGGUCAGUGGAUGAUGCAGGGCAACGCGCCCAACCAGAUGGAGCUCGUGGCCAUGCUCGAGCAGCAGAACCAGAUGAUGUUCCAGCUCUCGCAACAAAUCAUGGCCAACGGCGGAAACCCAGGCACAUUCGGACAGCAUCGCCGAGGAGGAAAGGGUGGCUUCGAGCGAGGACAGAACUCGACCAGGGGCAACUUCCGUAGGGGUCAGAACCACCACCACGACAGGCAAGGCAGCAACAAGCCUGAGGGCGAGGGUGAGGGCGAGGAUGUGGACAUGUCUGGAGAGAAGCGCGAGCCCCCGAACCCCGACGACACGGUGUGCAAGUACAACCUGAACUGCACCAACAAGGACUGCAAGUUUGCCCACCAGUCACCGGCAGCGCCCCACGGUGUCUCGGUCGACGUCAACGACAUUUGCACCUUUGGAGCCGCGUGCAAGAACCGAAAAUGCGUUGCUCGACACCCCUCACCAGCGGCUCGUCUUGCGCACCAGAGCGAGCAGGACUGCAAGUUCUUCCCCAACUGCCAGAACCCGCGAUGCCCGUUCAAGCACCCAUCGAUGCCUCUGUGCCGCAACGGAGCUGACUGCACAACGGCCAACUGCAAGUUCACGCACGUCAAGACAAAAUGCAAGUUCAACCCUUGCCUGAACCCUCACUGCGCCUUUGCGCAUGAGGAGGGUCAGCAGGGAGGAUUCAAGGAUAAGGUCUGGACUGCAGACGGCAAGGAGGAGCACGUCAGCGAGAGGAAGUUUGUGGACGAGCAAGCUGGCGAGGAGCUAAUCAAGGCUGAGGAGGACCCUAAGGAGGAUACCGAGAUCAUUGGUUAG